AACCUAUGAGCUCCUACAAAUAUCUUUAGCUGGUUUUCUACGCGGUUGUUUGUUUUUAAUAUUCGGAUUUUCGAAAGGCUCUCCUCAAGAUGGGAGUUAUUUGUUGUGUGGGCGGAAAAAAUACGUUUUCUUGGUGGCCGCUGCUUCUCUGCAUUUGUGUCGCAGAAAUUGCUCUCGGGCAGGUCCGUUAUUCUUUACCUGAAGAAAUGGCGACGGGCUCUGUGGUCGGGAAUAUCAUUCAGGACCUAGGCUUGGAUAUUAAACGGCUUAAAUCCGGGCGGGCUCGGAUAUUUACCGAGGACGGCAGUGAGUACAUUGGUCUGAAUGCAGAUAAGGGAACUCUGGUAGUGGCUAAAAGGAUAGACAGAGAAGAAUUGUGCAAGCAAGUUUCUCCCUGCUCUCUUCAUUUCCAAAUCAUCAUUGAAAAUCCAAUGGAGUUGCAUAGGAUUGAUGUAGAGAUUACAGAUAUUAAUGAUAAUGCUCCGUUCUUUUCGAAAAAGGAAUACGAUUUCCAGGUUAUUGAAUCCGCCUCACCAGGGGCUCGCUAUUCACUUGAGAGCGCAAAAGAUCCCGAUGUAGCACAUAACACUCUUCAAACAUACAAACUCAACCCUACAGAUCAUUUCAAAUUGAAUGUUGUUUCUCGACCUGACGGGACAAAAUAUAUUGAAAUGGUUCUGCAAACGUCGCUUGACAGAGAAAAACAAGAAGAGCACAAAUUAACGUUGACAGCAUUUGACGGUGGUAAUCCUCAGAAAUCGGGAUCUGUCAAAAUUAAUGUCGUUGUUUUGGAUGCUAAUGACAAUGCACCAGUAUUCACACAGUCUGUUUACAGAGUUACAGUUCCUGAAAACGCUUCUAGGGGCACUGUUAUUUUAAGAGUCAGUGCCACUGAUAAUGAUAAAGGAGCAAACAAUGAAGUGGCGUAUUCGUUCUCCAAGCAUACCGAUAGUGCAUCAUCCCUGUUUAAUAUUGACCCCCAUACCGGAGAAAUUACUGUAAAUGAUGUGUUAGAUUAUGAAAAAGCUAAACGUUAUGAAAUAGAUAUUGAAGCUACAGACAAGGGAGGGUUGACAGAUACAAGCAAGGUGCUAAUUGAGGUGACCGACCUAAAUGAUAAUGCCCCGGUCAUAAGCAUAAUUUCCCUUUCCAAUCCCAUACCAGAGAAUUCAGCUGCAGAUACUGUUAUAGCAAUGCUAAAUAUCAAAGACUUGGACUCAGACAAAAAUGGCCAAAUAAGGUGUUUUAUUAGCAAAGAUUUACCUUUCAAAAUCAAGUCAUCAUCAACAAAUUUUUAUAGCCUGAUCUCUGACGAUGUUUUAGAUCGUGAAACUGUGCCGGAAUAUAACAUAACAAUUACAGCAAUGGAUGAGGGCUCACCGCCUUUUUCUACAAACAAGACUAUUAAUUUAAAAAUAUCAGACGUUAAUGACAACCCCCCAAUGUUCACACAAUUAUUAAGCACCGCUUUCAUCACUGAAAAUAAUUCACCUGGCAUGUCAAUCCACUCUAUCAAAGCCAGUGACAAAGACUCAGGGAACAAUGCCCGCAUUUCCUACUUCCUCGAGGAAAGCCAAUUGAAUGGGUUGUCAGCCUCCGCUUAUUUUUCAGUGAAUGCAGAGAGUGGAGAGAUACUUGCUAUGCGUUCCUUCGACUAUGAGCAGACCAAAGAGUUUAAUAUUCGCGUCAAAGCACAGGAUGGAGGCUCUCCUCCACUGAGUAGCAACGUGACUGUGAAAAUACUGAUCCAGGACCAGAACGACAACCCUCCUCAGGUCCUGUACCCAGUCCAGACUGGUGGCUCUCUGGUGGCUGAGAUGGUGCCUCGUUCAGCAGAUGUGGGCUAUCUGGUCACUAAAGUGGUGGCUGUUGAUGUGGACUCUGGACAGAAUGCCUGGCUCUCCUAUAAACUGCAGAAAGCCACGGACAGGGCGCUGUUUGAAGUGGGCUUACAGAAUGGAGAAAUAAGGACUAUCCGCCAGGUGACUGAUAAAGAUGCUGUGAAACAAAGACUGACUGUUAUAGUGGAGGACAACGGGCAGCCCUCUCGUUCAGCUACAGUCAUUGUUAACGUGGUGGUGGCUGACAGCUUCCCGGAAGUGCUGUCUGAGUUCACUGACUUUACACAGGACAAGGAGUACAAUGACAACCUGACUUUUUACUUAGUGCUGGCUCUGGCUGUAGUGUCCUUCCUCUUCAUCACGUGUUUAGUGGUUAUCAUAUCAGUGAAGAUCUACAGGUGGAGACGCGAGCAAGUGUUUUACAAAUCUAGUGGGAAUCUUCCUGUUAUUCCGUAUUACCCGCCCCUUUACGCAGACGUAGGAGGUACCGGUACGUUGAAGCAGGCACUCAGUUACGAGGUGUAUGGAACUACCGACUCCCGGAUGAGUGACAUGAAGUGCUCCCGACCCUUCAGUCAGAGCACUCUGACUGUUGACCAUAGUGCUACCAGGACAGUGCCAAGGCAGGUACCUGAGUCAGAGAAUAUACUCACAGAGGUGAGAUCAAGCCCUUCCUUGUUUCAUUUGAACCCUUGA
Molecule: messenger RNA, 2537 nt
Organism: Notothenia coriiceps (black rockcod)
Lineage: Eukaryota; Metazoa; Chordata; Actinopteri; Perciformes; Nototheniidae
Product: protocadherin gamma-A11-like
Exons: 1
Coding region: 90-2537 (815 amino acids)
Biological process (GO): homophilic cell-cell adhesion
Cellular component (GO): plasma membrane
Molecular function (GO): calcium ion binding
Source: RefSeq, a predicted model, not a curated record